Molecule: messenger RNA, 636 nt
Organism: Dissoconium aciculare CBS 342.82
Lineage: Eukaryota; Fungi; Ascomycota; Dothideomycetes; Mycosphaerellales; Dissoconiaceae
Product: cysteine proteinase
Exons: 1
Coding region: 1-636 (211 amino acids)
Biological process (GO): proteolysis
Molecular function (GO): cysteine-type peptidase activity; deNEDDylase activity
Source: RefSeq, a predicted model, not a curated record
AUGAGCGACACUGACUACGAUGGUGUUCGCCUCUCGAAGAAGGACCUCGCAUCUGUCAAGUCCGAAAUACUCUCCGAUGAUGCAAUGGCGUUCUGGCAGGAGCAUCUAGAAAACAGCAUCCUGAACGGUAGCCAAAAGUAUAUUCUCCUCCGACCUUCCGCUGGAAUGCGGCUCUUGCAUGAUUCAGAAGAUGCUGCCGAUAUCAUGCAGGGCGCAAUCUCCGCGCAGACUAUGCAUCUGUUUAUUCCUCUUCGAACUCGAAUGAACCCGCACUGGUCUCUGCUGCUGGUCUCUAUUCAGGACGGGGUGGCUUGCCAUUAUGACCCCCAGAUCCCAAUGAACCGCAGUGCCUCGGAACGCGUCACAGGAAAGAUAUCCACCAUUCUGAACAAGCAAUUCACCUACUAUAGUGUUCCAAACGUCCCACAACAAAUCAACACCAAGGACUCAGGCGUAAUGGUGAACUUCUACAUGCAGCAUCUCAUCAAGAAGCUGCAAGCCACCCAUGUGUCUGAGAAAACCGACGCCUCGAUCUUGGCCCGGGCCGUUGACGUCAAAGCCGAAAGAAAGGACAUGCUCAAACUCAUCGAAGCGAAGAGAAAGAGCGUGGGUGCUCGAUUUAUGUUGGACGAUUGA